CACGACCAUUAGUCUUCAAGAGUUGAAAAGAGUUGAUGAUUUUGAAAUUUUCAAGGCUUAUCCUUGGGCUCUAGAAUCUUAUAAUGUGACAAUUACUCACAUGAAGGAUUUGAUGGUUGGUCAGCCGAGAAAGUAUAAUAAAUCGAGGGCUAAAAAUCCCAAUUUCAAGUUUGCGAGGUUCAGUCUCUAUGGCUUUCCCCAAGUGCUACAGGUUUGGGCAUAUGAAUCUUUGCCAGCCCUUGGUAGUGCCUUUGCACAACGGGUAGGAAAUUCAGAAAUUCCCUUUCUCAAUUGGAAGGCAGAUGGAUUCUAUCAUGCUUCUUCAAUUUAUGAUGAAGUUUUCAAAGAUGAUGACGCCCAAGAAAGUGAAGAUGAUGAAGUUAAAGAUGAACAUGAGGAAGAGGAUGAAGCUGAUUCUCACGAAGAUGAACAUGAGGAGGUUCAAGUUGAUUUGAACGAAGCUUAUGAAUCGGUAAUCAACACUUGUAUUUUUAAUCUAUCAAAAUACUUAUUUGUAACGCAUUAAAUCAACUAUAUAUUGGGUGCAUUAGUCAUGAAAUUUGCUUUGAGUCAC
Molecule: messenger RNA, 574 nt
Organism: Cuscuta epithymum
Lineage: Eukaryota; Viridiplantae; Streptophyta; Magnoliopsida; Solanales; Convolvulaceae
Source: the annotation of a GenBank genome assembly